ACGCCCUCUGUUCUGUUUUAGAUUCUAAACCCAGGAUUCCUAGGCUCCCAGAAAGCCACCGGACCCUACAUGGAGCCAAAGGCCCAAAGCCCAGCUGCCAUGCCCCCAGUGGAGAGAACGUUUCAUGUCCUCGUGGGUGUCACCGGAAGUGUUGCUGCCCUGAAGCUGCCUCUUCUGGUCUCAAAGCUUUUGGACAUUCCUGGGCUGGAAGUCACAGUGGUAACAACGGACAGAGCCAAGCACUUCUAUAACCCUCAGGAUGUCCCUGUUACCCUCUACAGUGAUGCCGAUGAAUGGGAGAUGUGGAAGCGCCGCUCUGACCCAGUUCUCCACAUUGACCUGCGGAGGUGGGCCGACCUCAUGCUAGUGGCUCCCCUUGACGCCAAUACUCUGGGGAAGGUGGCCAGUGGUAUCUGCGACAACUUACUUACCUGUGUCAUCCGGGCCUGGGACCUCAGCAAGCCCCUACUCUUCUGCCCUGCCAUGAACACCGCCAUGUGGGAGCACCCUCUCACUGCACGGCAGGUGGGCCAGCUCAAAGCCUUUGGCUACGUGGAGAUUCCUUGUGUGAGCAAGAAGCUGGUGUGUGGAGACCAAGGUCUAGGAGCCAUGGCUGAGGUGGAGACCAUUGUGGCUAAAGUGAAGGACGUGCUCUUCCAGCACGCUGGCUCCCAGCAGCACUGAGCUGGGGUCUCUGGCCUCGUUUCCUGCACCAGUGAGUUCAGCCCGAGCUGUUGAAGAGGAAUGUCAGUACCUUGUAAAGAGCUUGUUUGCUGAGGAGAGGCUGGCCUGGGCCUUCUCGGAGCUUCCGUGGGAGCUAACCCUCUUCAAGCUAAACAGAGCCACAGACCCUGGUCCUACCUUCUUUCAACGAGGAAAUGCCUGCUUUCCAGAGGCCUACCCGUUUCUUCCUGGGAGAGGCCCAGUAAAGUAGGCAAACACUCUGCUACUGGAAGUAUAACUGAAUGACAGAGGGACCGCCUGCCUGGGAAUUGCUUUCA
This is a messenger RNA of Acomys russatus (golden spiny mouse), 1001 nucleotides long. RefSeq names its product phosphopantothenoylcysteine decarboxylase (gene Ppcdc). Gene Ontology annotation, cellular component: phosphopantothenoylcysteine decarboxylase complex. The transcript has 5 exons. NCBI's taxonomy places the organism in Eukaryota, Metazoa, Chordata, Mammalia, Rodentia, Muridae. Bases 70 to 684 code for a protein of 204 amino acids. The record is from RefSeq and is a predicted model, not a curated record. Gene Ontology annotation, biological process: coenzyme A biosynthetic process. Gene Ontology annotation, molecular function: FMN binding; phosphopantothenoylcysteine decarboxylase activity.